CCACCACCGCCUGCAGUUAUAGGUCGUCUGCCACGGGACAUUCAUACCACUACUGCUUCUGAUCAUUCCUUAUCUCAAUCUACGAAUACUUUGCGGACCAUGUAUCCGUACGGACGUAAGACUUUUCUUCAUUUCCGUGUUUCUUUUGCUGACUCUUGAUAGAACCUUUCGGCCGACCCACAAUGCCGCCUGGCUUCCCAGGGAUUCCUGGUGUCUCUGGGAUGGGCGUGCCUCCGGGUUUCGGUAUGCCUCCUGGGACUGGUCCUCCGGGCGCGCCUGGUCUCCCCCCCCCUCCUGGUGUUAGCGGUGCCCCCCCGGGGACGGCUCAGGCCAACAUGCCUACUCGGCCGGGAAUGCCAGGAUUUGUUCCGCCAGCAAAUUUACCGAAUAUCAACUUCAACGCGCCAAUCAUCAGACUCGGUACUUCCGUGACGCGGCAAAAUCCUGUUCCGUCCUCCUCGGGUUCAUUGAAGUCCGGGGCUGGGUCUUCGCAGGGCUUUUCAAGGGAUGCCGCUGCGGAUCUGGCACCGCCCAGUGUAGAGGAGCAGCUUAAGACGGUAUUUGUUGGUUCCAUACCAAAAGAUCUGGAAGAUGAGUGGAUGGAGAGAAUCCUGAAGGUAAACCACCACGAGCUUUAAUUGAAAUCUGGGAUAAGCCUUUGGUACUGACCGCUGUAUUUUUCUUUUCUUUUCUAGUCUGUCGCACCGCUUAGGAAAUGGACCCGAGCCACAAAUGAGAAUGGAGAACUAUGCAAGUUCGGGUUUGCCGAAUACGAGGAUCCUGAAGGUCUUGGAUGCGCGAUUGAAGCUCUCGAGGAUUUAGAAAUACCUGCUAUCGAUGAGCAUUCCGAGCCUAAGAAGCUGAUGGUAUUGUUCUUCCAACCCCAACCUCCCUCCAGCAUUGCUACUUAUUUGCUAACCCUUUCCGUAGAUGGUCAUCGAUGAUAAUUCUGUGACCUACAUCGAAAACCACGAAAAGCGGGUGGAUCCUCAACAAUUAAAGAAUCGCCGAGAAUCGGCUAGGGUUGCCCUCACAACUACUCUAUGCGAAUACAGGGACCCUUCUAAACGAGCACCCAAGACCACCGAAGGCUCCAGAACUCCAGCGCCCGAGAAGACCUCCGAAACUCCGGCGCCAGAUGGCGUUGAUGCAACCCCACAGCCCGAAAUUGUGACAAUACCCCUUUCGGCGGAUGACGAACUGAGCGAUAUUCCAGCAGAUAUGCGUGACAUGGUGGCCAAGGAAAUUGCAGCCUUUCGGGAACGCUCGAAUCGUAGAGACCUUGAACGUCUCAGGAGAGAGGAAGAAAUAGAAAAAAUGGAGCGGGACCGGGGCCAUGGGCCUAGAAUAAACCGUCUUGCCUCAUCCCCACCCCCACUGGCGCCUACGGGGCCAUCAGGCGGAGCAAACGCUAUCCCAAUUGGGCCUUCAAGAUUGCGGGAUCACUCGGGGACCCCGAGCACUUCGGCGAAAAUCCCGACCGGUCCGUCUUCCGGCAGUCAGCUUCCCAGGGAUUAUCAUAAGGGGGUCGCAUUCGUCAACGGCGGCACAAAUGGACUCUCCUACAGCAAGGAGGAAGAAGAUUCUGACGCAUCUGAUGAGGAGCUGGAAAAUCGCAGAAAGGGGAAAAAGAAGACCGACCAGGAGAAAACUUUCUUGGACCACGAACGACGUUGGCUCAACCGCGAAAGAGCGAGGACCUCCGCUCUAGAGCGAGAGCGAGCCAGAGAUCUGGAGGACGAAGAGAGGGAGAAACUGGAUAAGAUAGCUAUGGGCAAACGGUUGGCGGAAUGGGACGACGAUGUUGAGGCGGAAAAGAAAAAUGAGGAAUAUUACGUUGAUAGAUCUAUGUGGAUCCGCAACAGGGCAGCGUUUCGGAAUAGGGAGAUCGAGAUGGACGAACGGGAUCGCCAGGCGGAGGCUAGACAGGCUGAGAUGGAUAUUGACAAAAAGCGAGCUGCCGAAUCUAUGGCGGAUAGCUUCUUGGCUAGACAGGCCGAAGAAAUGGAGAAGGCAGCUCAAAUCAAAGAGCCACAGAAAUUCAAGUUGGCUUUGGGUGCAGCUGCAAGCAAGAAGCAGGAGCAGCAGGGACCUAGAAGGAAGACAGCAGCUGAAGUUGAAGGGAUGCUAGAAGACGAGGAAGAAGACGAGUCGAAAACCAAGCGUGUCCUCGUACCUAUACAGUAUGACUCUACUAGUGUUAUGGAUGAGGAGACCAGGGAGAAGCUCGUUAGGCAGCUAGCUCAAGAGAUUCCGAGCGACCGAAAGGGCUUAUUCGAAUGGAAGUUGCAGUGGGAUCAUAUCGAUGAGGCAAUUCUCAACGAAAAGUUGCAGCCAUUUGUGGAGAAAAAGAUUGUUGAAGUAAGCGGCUUGUCCCCCCUUACACUACAGUUCCAUUUUUAGGUAUUAACGCUUUCCAGUACCUGGGAGUCCAAGAGCAAGAGCUCAUUAACUUUGUUCUGGAGCAUAUCCGGAAACGUGGCUCCGCAGAGGACCUAGUGAAGGAGUUAGAAAUGGUACCAUAUGCUUCCCCAAAUUUAUUCACAUUCAUACUAACCCCGCUAUAGGCGCUCGAUGAAGACGCUGAAACUCUUGUCAAGAAGGUCUGGCGAAUGGUCAUUUUCUACUCCGAGAGCGAAAAGAGAGGCCUUAAUUAGGGUUGCCCUUCCUUGCCUACAAUUUCAACACUAUCAUACAACUCUCUCUUUUUUUGUUUGAGGUAGGGAUAGGCCGGGCGGAGUUUAUUUCUUUAUCCAGCGGGUUUUGUUUUCCCCCUAUUGUACUGUACACUAGAUAUUCGAUAAUGCGCUCGGGCAAUUGAACAAAAAUAAUUCCGUCACG
Messenger RNA from Tuber aestivum (summer truffle), 2841 nucleotides. The record is from the annotation of a GenBank genome assembly. NCBI's taxonomy places the organism in Eukaryota, Fungi, Ascomycota, Pezizomycetes, Pezizales, Tuberaceae.